GAAAGGGAAAAAAGAAUUGAAAAGGAACAGCGGAGACUCUGGAGAGAGAGAGAGAGAGUGAGUGAGAGAAGGAGAAAGUUUUCCCAAGGCAGAAACCGAAAUCAGAAGGCAGAGUGACCAGUGAAGCGUCUCUCGUCACAGUCCACCAGAGGAGAGGAACUCUCUCUUGCUAUCUCUCGCUCGCUCUUGCUUCGUCUUUUUGCUGGAGAAGAAACGGUGAUGGGCGUCGCCGGCUUGCUCUUCUUGAGUGAGAGGUCGACUUCCUGGAUGAGAUGAAGGCAGGACCACCAACACGAUAGCUUUCAUCCUUGUUUGGGCUGCUGACUGGAUACAUUUAUGGCAUCUGCCAGCUUGGGACAUGGGGGUGUAGGGAGCUCCAAGACAGUUAACAAUUUGAGGGGAUCGUCCCAUUCGAUUGAUAGACUUGGAAGAGAUAUGCUUGAGAUGAGGAUUAGGGAUCAAAGGUCUGACCAAGAUGAUGACAGGGAUAUUGAGCCUGAUAUAAUUGAUGGCAUGGGUGCUGAGGCAGGACACAUAAUAACUACAACUAUUGGGGGCCGAAAUGGCCAACCAAAGCAGAAAAUCAGCUACAUUGCAGAACAUGUGGUUGGAACGGGUUCUUUUGGUGUUGUUUAUCAGGCAAAAUGCCGGGAAACUGGAGAAAUUGUGGCCAUAAAAAAGGUUCUUCAAGAUAAACGUUAUAAGAACAGGGAGUUACAGAUAAUGCACAUGCUGGAUCAUCCAAACAUUGUCGCUCUCAAGCACUGUUUCUUCUCUAUAACAGACAAAGAAGAGCUAUAUCUAAAUCUUGUUCUUGAAUUUGUUCCUGAAACUGUUAAUCGCAUAGCAAGACAAUAUACCAAAAAUAACCAGAGAAUGCCACUCAUAUAUGUCAAGCUGUACACAUAUCAGAUUUGCAGGGCGCUAGCUUAUAUACAUAAUUGUGUUGGUAUAUGUCAUCGUGAUAUCAAGCCCCAGAACUUGCUGGUGAACCCCCACACUCACCAGUUAAAAUUAUGUGACUUUGGUAGUGCCAAAGUUUUGGUCAAGGGAGAACCUAAUAUCUCUUACAUCUGUUCAAGAUACUAUCGUGCGCCUGAGCUAAUAUUUGGUGCAACCGAGUAUACUACUGCAAUUGAUAUGUGGUCCACAGGCUGUGUGAUGGCUGAACUACUCCUUGGGCAGCCCUUAUUUCCAGGAGAAAGUGGAGUCGAUCAAUUGGUUGAAAUCAUCAAGGUUCUAGGAACACCCACGAGGGAGGAAAUCAAGUGUAUGAAUCCAAAUUAUACAGAGUUUAAAUUCCCACAGAUAAAAGCUCAUCCGUGGCACAAGGUAUUCCAAAAAAGGCUUCCUCCAGAAGCAGUUGACUUGGUCUCAAGAUUUUUGCAGUAUUCACCAAAUCUUAGAUGCACAGCCUUGGAUGCCUGCAUUCAUCCUUUCUUCGAUGAGUUGCGGGACCCAAACACUCGCCUUCCUAAUGGUCGACCUCUUCCACCGCUUUUCAAUUUCAAACCUCAAGAACUAACCGGCAUCCCUUCGGAAGUCCUUGAAAGGCUUAUCCCUGAACACGCGAGGAAACAGAAUCUGUUUAUGGCGUUGCACUCCUAGAAAGAAGUGCAACUUUGGUAUGUGAGAUCUGUAAAGUUUCCUUUUUUCUUUGUUUCUCCCCCUCCAUUAACGAGGUCCAGAAACACUGGUACUGGUUGCACGUGGAAGAUGAGUUUGUGAUCCUUGCUGCUUGAGGCUUGUUGUAUUCUCCCUAUGCUAUUGUAGUGUUUGCCCUGGUUUUGUUACCGGAAGAACCUUUUAAUAGUUUCAAUGCAAAUGAAGAGUAAAGCUGCAAAAACAAAUCUUUCCAUACAUAAGAAAUCGUACCUUCACGUGGUAUAUUUGCCUGCUGUUGAAGUUGCCACCUGGAUUCUAAUGUCUUAAGCCGGAAGGUGUUCCUUUGA
Molecule: messenger RNA, 1952 nt
Organism: Nymphaea colorata (pocket water lily)
Lineage: Eukaryota; Viridiplantae; Streptophyta; Magnoliopsida; Nymphaeales; Nymphaeaceae
Product: shaggy-related protein kinase kappa-like
Exons: 13
Coding region: 337-1608 (423 amino acids)
Biological process (GO): signal transduction; protein phosphorylation
Cellular component (GO): cytoplasm
Molecular function (GO): protein serine/threonine kinase activity; ATP binding
Source: RefSeq, a predicted model, not a curated record